Manis pentadactyla (Chinese pangolin) is the source of this 892-nucleotide messenger RNA. RefSeq lists its product as uncharacterized. Lineage: Eukaryota; Metazoa; Chordata; Mammalia; Pholidota; Manidae. The coding region runs from base 1 to 753 and encodes 250 amino acids. The transcript is spliced from 4 exons. The record is from RefSeq and is a predicted model, not a curated record.
AUGACUCCCUCAAGUUUGGCAGUCAACAAACCCUUACUACAUAAGGACGUGGUAGGAAGGGGGAAUAACGCGGGAGACUGUCCCACUGCCCUUCCUGGAGAAGAGGAAGACUCCGGAACAAAGCGUGGGAAUGGCAGAACGGCCCUCAUACUUUUGUUGGGAGAAAGCGAGGACCCUGUAAAUUGCGCACACAGCGCUUUGCACGUGAAAGCCCCGGAUUACUGUCAGCUGUGGGUCCUGAUACUCAGGCGCAUCUGCAGGAGGGCCUGCUGCCCGAGGCCGGCUGGGGCCCGGAGCGGCGCAGGGGCGGAGGCGCAGGCCCGGCCGGCCCCUGGCGGUCACGCGCUCUCUAGGUGGUUCUUUGCCUGCUUGCGCCCCAGAACUCCCCGUCACAGGCACGCACCGCUCCCAGGGGCUCACGGCCUCCCCUCCCCUGAGCAGCUCAUCUAUGAACGGUUGUCAUGGAGCCAAAAAUCACUGGACUCGAAGAACCUGAAAGAUUGGUUCGGCCCUUUCAUUAUCCUGAUUAGAAACAGCCCUAGAGGUGACGUGAUUCGCCCAAAGUCGUGCAGCUUCCUGGAACUCGAAACCAAUCGGAAGACUUCCGUGGUGGUGUUCUCUCCGCCGUUCCCGGGUUACCUCAGAGCCUUGGUAUCCGCUGUGAAGAGGAGACAAGGGGCCGCCGAGGGAGAUGAUUGGAGGAGGUAUUAUUCGGAUUUGGUAACUGCUUCCGGCAGGAGGAUAUUUUCCUAGAAGGGGGAUUACUGCGUUGAAGGGUAUAUGCACUGUAGAAGGCUCUUCACUCAGAACCCCUCCAGCAGCAAGCUGGCCAAAACUGGAUUAAGAUCAGGAUUCGUUUUUAUUUAUUCUUUUGUCACCUUGAUGGAACAGA